UUCCUCGUUCUUCCCAAACGUCGCACGGACAGGCCAAAGAUUGUCCACAUGUCGUGCUGGUAAAAGUGAUUUAAUUUAAGGUGAUUUCUUAAGAAUUUCGAACCAGUUUGAAGUGCUACGAUAUCCCAGGAUGGCCAAGUUUGAUUUGACGGCAAAGAAUUGCCAGUACCUCGACCGGCAUCUGACCUUUCCACUGCUCGAGUUUCUGCUGCAAAAAAACAUCUAUGACCAAACGUCGUUGCUGAAGUUUAUACUGCAAACGGUCAGCAAGACGAACAUGGUUGAUUAUACCAUGGAUAUCCGUGAGCGUCUGAGCAUGGGUAAUGAGUUGCCGGAGGAGUUGUCCAAGCGAAGGGCAAAUGUCUUGGUAAAGUUGAAGGAACUGCAGACCGAAGUGGCACCACUGAUGAAGUGCAUGGAGGAACUCAAGAAUCCAGACUCCAUGAAAGACUCCAAAUCGAUCGUGCACGCAUUGCAGCAAGAGUUUGAUUUCAAGUAUGACAUCAUCAAGAGCGCUCAAAAGCUGGCCAAGUAUCUGUACGAGUGCGGUAACUACAGGGAUUCCAUUUCGUACUUAUACAUUUGCUUGUUGGUAAUGGAGCCUACCGAUAAGAACUACUUGAAUGUCCUGUGGGGUAAGCUAGCCGCCGAGAUUCUCACUCUAAACUGGCCAACAGCGCUCGAAGAUUUGACCCGUCUGCGUGAUUUCAUCGAUAAUCACAACUUUUCGCCGAUCGAAGUGCUGCAACAGCGCACCUGGCUGAUCCACUGGAGUGUCUUGGUAUUCUUCAACCAUGCCAAGGGACGCGAUCUCAUUAUUGAGAUGUUCCUGUACAAGCCACUGUAUCUGAAUGCUAUUCAGACGAUGUGUCCGCACAUUUUGCGUUAUCUGGCCACGGCCGUAAUCAUUAACCGUGGCAGACGAAACGCUUUGAAGGAUUUGAUCAAGAUCAUCCAGCAGGAGUCUUACACUUACCGUGAUCCGAUCACCGAAUUCCUCGAGCAUUUGUAUGUCAACUUUGACUUUGAAGGCGCCCGUAUGAAGCUGCACGAAUGCCAGACGGUAAUUGUCAACGAUUUCUUUAUCAUCGGUUGCCUGCAGGAGUUUAUCGAGAAUGCUCGUCUGAUGAUCUUCGAGACCUUCUGUCGUAUCCAUCAGUGUAUUACGAUUGGUAUGUUGGCGGACAAAUUGAACAUGGAACCGGACGAGGCUGAAUGCUGGAUCGUCAAUUUGAUUCGUAAUGCUCGGUUGGAUGCUAAGAUUGACUCCAAGCUGGGUCAUGUUGUAAUGGGAACGCAACCUCUCUCUCCGUAUCAGCAGUUGGUGGAAAAGAUUGACUCACUUUCGGUUCGCUCCGAGGCGCUAACCGUUCUGGUUGAGCGUAAACAGAAAGCUAAAACACAAGAAUCCGGUGAAGGAAACUGGAAGUAUUACUGAGCGAUAACCGGAUUCUAAAUUUGAAAGUGAACUUUUUUUGAUCAAUUGUAACCAUCAACCCCGGAGGGAAGCACGGAGAGAAAUAGAAGAGCGAAGCGUUCCAUAAAUAAUUACAGAAUAAAACUGUUGUCAGCCGCAGCAUAGGUAGGAUGACACAAUUAAAAACUACAAUUUAUUAUAAUAGAGUACGGAGAAAAUACACAAAUAAAUUGAUGGAGGGAACACGAA
Molecule: messenger RNA, 1666 nt
Organism: Ochlerotatus camptorhynchus
Lineage: Eukaryota; Metazoa; Arthropoda; Insecta; Diptera; Culicidae
Gene: eIF3e
Product: eukaryotic translation initiation factor 3 subunit e
Exons: 3
Coding region: 131-1438 (435 amino acids)
Biological process (GO): translational initiation
Cellular component (GO): cytoplasm; nucleus; eukaryotic translation initiation factor 3 complex
Molecular function (GO): translation initiation factor activity
Source: RefSeq, a predicted model, not a curated record